AUGGGAGGGUCCCUGGGGGGACGCCGGCCCUUGGAGGAUCCCUACAGGUCGCCUUCGUGUCUGGAUGGGUCUUCAGGGAUCCGCUGCCCCUGGAAGGGUUUCUGGAAGGGUCAGGGUGCCGCCGUCCAUGGGAAGGUCCCUGGGGGCACCACUGUCCCCGGAACGUCUCUAGGGGUGCCGACACCCCUGGAAGGGUUCAGUGGGUUUCGCAACCCCAUCCAGGGACCCUCCCAGGGGUGGAAGCGCAUGCAAGGACCAUCCCAAGGGCGGCGACGCCCUCAGCAACCCUCCCAGGGCCGGCGGUGCUCACAGGGACCCUCUCAGGGACGGUGGUGCCCUGCAGGGAUCCUCACGGGGAUGGUGACCCCCCAAGGAUUCUCUAAUGGCCGACGGUGCCCCCCAGGGACAUUCCCAUGGACAGCGGCCCCCCCAGUUACCCAUCCUGGGACCCUCCCAGGGACGGCAGUGCACACAUGGGCCAUUUCAGGGGAGGCAGCUCCCCAUGAACCCUCCCAAGGGCACAGUGGCAUCCAGGAAUCAUCCCAGGAAUCAUCCCAGGGUCCCACUCAGAGGCGGCAGCGCUCCCAGGGGUCCUCCCAAGGACGACGACGCCUCCAGGGGCCCUGUCAGCGGCGUUGGCGCCCCCAGGGACACCCCCAGAUGCGGUGGCUCCCCCAGGGACCUUUUCAAGAGCGGCGGCGCCCACAGCGGCCGUCUCAAGGACAGUGGAUGCUCUCUCAGGGAUGGCGGCGAAUCCAGAGUCCCUCCCAGGGGCAGUGA
Messenger RNA from Homarus americanus (American lobster), 780 nucleotides. RefSeq names its product basic salivary proline-rich protein 1-like. The coding region runs from base 1 to 780 and encodes 259 amino acids. The record is from RefSeq and is a predicted model, not a curated record. NCBI's taxonomy places the organism in Eukaryota, Metazoa, Arthropoda, Malacostraca, Decapoda, Nephropidae. The transcript is spliced from 2 exons.